AUGGGCUUGGCCACAGAGAAAGCCAUUUGGAGGAGCCGAAAAGCAAGAAAGACGGAGUUAUUGAUUGGUUACGAACAACGGCUUCAUUCUUUUCGACGGUCUGACUUGGUCAAAGACACGAUCAAGCACAUCAGCCUACAUACCGGCCUUGCAAGAGAACACUAUUUUGACAAGUUCAGUUACGCUGCGUGGGAGGAGGUGGACAAAUAUUUUGAAGAAGCCGAGAAAAAGCGCAAAGCGAUUCAGCAACGACGCAGACGACGUGAACAGUCUCUCGCAGCGGCCGCUGAAGAAGUUCAUAAGGCUCGGGAGGAAGCAGAGACGAGUACUGGUGCGCAGAAGAUCGCUUGCCUUCGUCGCGUCGAGCGCGCCUACAAAAAGCUCAAACAUAUCAAAUCCAAAAUUGAAGCCAGCGCCGUCGUGGACCAAGAGUUCUUUACACAACGUCGAGAAUCUGCUUCUACGGCACUGCCCAAAGACCAAACGAGUCUGAGGUUGUUUCGAAUAGAAACGUCAGCAUUCCCUUUCCCGACCGCGACAAAGCACGUUGCUUACAAAAAUGGCAGAAAUGCGGGUGAAACACACUCAGGGAACCUUGGUGAGAGUGCUGUGUCAGUUCCAGUUUUGGCACCUAACCCAGGCUCAACCGCGAGGCGCAGACCCGAGCCUUUGCCUCCUCUUGUGCAAGGUCUGUCUUUCCUGGCUGACCCUGUGGCAAAACUUCCAGAAUGGGCGAAUUGUCUGGAUUCACCUCUGUCAUCACCUCAGGUUGAGUACGGCGAGGAACAAAUGAAAUCGCGGGGAGAAUAUUCGAACACUAGCAGAAGCCAGCGCGUCAAGGCCGUGGCUGGUGAUAUCCCGGUCGCCUUGAGAUCGAUGACUCGGGCUUACAAGCGGGCCCUCGAGCUUUCUGAGACGAAUUCUAGUCAAAUGAACCAAACUUCUUCCGGUUUAAAAGGUAUCGGACAAGAGACAGCUUCAAGAUCAAGCAUAAAGAGUGCAAUUGAUAUCAGCUCGUCUCAUAAGGACAGUAAUCUCACGGGGGAGGUUGAUAGUGCGAAAAGAGCCCAGGAAGUCACAGCCCAGUGCCUACGAGUUGACAAAGGCAGCGACAGAAUCAGGUUCGAAAUAACUCAGGACACCGCGCAGGAGAACUGGCAUUUGGUCAGCAAGUUUGUUACUGGAAGGCAAUUGUAUCCGCCCAAGAGGAGCCACUUUGCAGCGCUACUCUCUUCAACCCGCACGCGAGACAUUGCAACGAGACCGAGAGUGAAAUUCGUUGCCGAUCGGCCCAAGAACGUUCGUCUGCUCAUAGUCCACAUAACUGGCAUAGAGCUGCCCGUGCCAUGCAAUUCGUGUGCCUCAGGCCACGGACCUUUUAAGAAAUGUAUCGCGAUCAGCAAGCAAGCAGCAGGCGAGACCACAUGCGGAAUCGUGUGCUGCACGAAUUGCGCAACAGACGAUAAGAUCCAGCGUAAAUGCAAUGUAGAAGAGCUGCUUCGCCAACCAAUUCGACGAGGCCGAGAGGUCGCCGCGCCUGGUUCGACUGAGGUGAACGAGGACAAGAGGUCAGUCCCAGAUGCAAUAGCCAUGGAACUAGAUACAGUCUCAGUUGAUGAUGGUGAAUUAAAUAGACACGAUGGGACCCUAUUGCCCGUCGCUCUCGAGCUCAGCAGAACGGCACCAAGGAGGCGGACCAAUGAGGCUUUCCAGGCAAAGAUAAACGCGAGAAAAGUCCCCACUUCACAGGACGGUCCUAUUCCUGUGAACUGGACGAGACGAUCGAACACUGCUCGCCGAACUGAAUCCCAACUCCCAGGUCGUCUGUUGCCCGAGACAAGUAAGCAGGCCGAGCCGAACAUUAGCUCACAUGAAGCUAAGCUUGACUACCGAUUUGCAUUCGGGGUUCACGUCAUACCGUAUGAUGGUUCGCUCCUCUUCGACGCUGAGCCCUCAAAUAUGACAAGCAAUCUUGCGAACGCGUUCGCAUCAGAGAGGCUCGUUUAUACAGCCAUAGACGACACUGAUGAAAUCAAGACCUGGUUCCACGAGCGGUUCGAGAGCGACCCUGUUGGCCGCAGCACUGCCGAUUCGAGCCUUCUGCGGCCACAGACCAGGGCACGCAGCGACGAGAUCCUCGCUGACAUCCGCAAGUCUUUCCUAGGCGUAUUGAUAUGCCUGCCUCCAACGACCACUGAGACUACAGACUCACAGCCGAAGGCGUCAGCCGAGGCCGCACCAAGCAUGCCCAAGCCGACGCCCAUCGGAGUUCUGCACCUGGACGAUGAGAGCGACUCUAUGUAUCGUCAUCACCACCGCCUUGCCGUCAUGAGCGUCUCAGUCAUUGCCGAGUAUCGUGACAAGGGCUACGGAGCCGAGGCCAUCAACUGGGCACUAGACUGGGCUUUCACACGAGCUAACUUGCACGCCGUCAGUCUUGGAUGCCUCGAUUUCAACGAGCGAGGGAAGCACUUAUAUGAGAAGUUGGGUUUCGUCCCCGAGGGAAGGUUCAGGAAAUGCCACUGGCAUGAGCGAAAGUGGUGGGAUGUAGUCUUGUACUCCAUGUUGGAGGAAGAGUGGCUUGAGCUCCGAGGCAAGGGUACAUCUUAA
This is a messenger RNA of Diaporthe amygdali, 2610 nucleotides long. Its product is annotated as gnat family. The transcript is spliced from 2 exons. Lineage: Eukaryota; Fungi; Ascomycota; Sordariomycetes; Diaporthales; Diaporthaceae. The coding region runs from base 1 to 2610 and encodes 869 amino acids. Gene Ontology annotation, molecular function: acyltransferase activity, transferring groups other than amino-acyl groups. The record is from RefSeq and is a predicted model, not a curated record.